UGUAGUGCGCCUGUGUAUGUGUGAGUCAGGAGAGAGAGAAACAGAGUGAGAGGGGAGAGAGAGCGUCCCUUUUCUGCAGCUUUAAUAGCAUGAAUCCAUUCAUAUUUCCUUGCUACACCAACUCUGUUCCAGAAAUUAACCCCAAAACCAAAACGAUCUCAAAGAAGAAAUAAAGAAAAGUAGACAAGGAAAAUCGCUUCUUUUUGGGUUCAUUUUUUUUCGGUUUCUGAAACGGAAACAAAAUGAAAGCCAUUUGAAAUCUCACAUCUCACCACUGUCUCACUUUCUAUAAAUGUCACACUCGAUGCUGAAAAUCGCUAAUCUCACGAUUUUCCGUUUUGAUGUUUGUAUUCAGAUCAUUGUGCUUUUUUGAUUUGUUGUGCAAUCCACUGUUGUACUUUUUCUAUAAAAAAAAUUCGGAUUUGUUUGUGUGUGUUUUAGUAGCGCUUGUUGUGUGUGUCUGUGUGUGUUGUUAAUUGAUGUUUGAGCGAGUGAAGAUUCAUCAGAAGGGUGCAGAAAAUAUGAAGGAAGACGAUGAUAAUGAGCUGGAAAUGUUACUGGGUAAGAUCUCUCAUGCAGCAUCAUCAUUUAAUCUUCAAUCCGCACACAUCGAUGCACAUGGUCAUCAGCAUAACAAUAGUAAUCAUGUCGAUCAUGGCCGUGGUUAUGGUUUUCCUUAUGGCCAUGGUCAUGGUCAUGCAUCAUGUGUGGUUCAGCAGAAAAUGAAUGGCCAUGACUAUUGCGAGAGUCAUGUUCAUGGUAUGUAUGGUGAUGGUGAUGAGCUCUUUGGGCGCAACUAUGCGCGUGAGUCUUCCCCUGUUAGUGGAUUUUCUGUGAAACCUACCGAUGGUUCUUCUUCGAGCCUGUUCCAUGGUGGCGUGCCCUCCUUGUAUGAGAUUGGAUCGCAUUUCGAGGAUCUGAGACCCCAGUCGGUCUCCGGGGAUGGAUUCUGGCCGGAUUUCAGGAUGGUCGAUGAGAACAAACUGUUUGGUGAUUUCAAUUUGUCGGAAAAUUUCAGUAAAAUGUAUGUUAACGAAGAGGAGUUCCCUAAUGGCAUCGAAUCCUGCGAGGGGAUAAAUUUCAAGAGAUAUGAAGUGUAUGAGGAUCUUAGAAAGGGGUUUUGGGGGCAUGGGGGAUUUAGCCUCUCCAGUGCUGAAGGGCAUUAUAGGAUUCAGGGUGAGAAUGGUUCUGCAUUUCUGGAAAUGCAGCAUGAUCAGAGUGGUAAUCUGCAUUAUUCACCUGGUCUGUUUGAUGGGAUGUUUUCCCCGCCGGAUUUUGGAGGUAAUGUAUUUGGAGAUGGAAGUUACCCUCUGGGGUUCGUGGUACCGGGUGUGUCCUCGGGUUUAAAAAGGACUCCAGUUGGUGAUGCUUUUCGCUGUGCUUCACGGAAUGGAGUAAAUCUGGUUGAAGGAAGGGAUACUUUAUACUCACCUAAUGUGGUUCAGUUGACACGCAUUCUUCCUUGUUAUGGUGAAGAAAAUGUUCUUCAGUACCAACCAUCAGUACCUAAUGGACGAAACAAGGUGCCUCUCCAUGUUAGAGUGCCUCAAGGGGGUAUCGAUGCCUUUACCAGCGAGGAUAGUUUGAUCAUUCAGGGCGAGGGUGUUACUAAUGGAAUGGAUAGAGGGCACACACAUUUGAGGGGUCUUCACCAUCAUAAGAAUGCUGCUGAGAAGCCUCGAGAGAGGUUGCAGCUAAAUGGCGGUCACCAUGCUGCUGCAGUCCGCGAUGUUUGCUACGGUCCAGGGAUGGUCUGUCCUUUCUCCUUGCCUUUAAAGGGUAUUUCCAUCACAGACGCUCAGGGAUACAUAUACGACAUUGCAAAGGAUCAGCAUGGUUGUCGAUUUUUGCAAAAGAUAUUUGAAGAAGGAACUUCUCAAGAUGUGCAGAUAAUAUUCAAUGAGAUAAUUGACCAUGUUCUUGAGCUCAUGGUUAAUCCAUUUGGAAAUUAUCUCAUGCAAAAAUUGUUGGAAGUGUGCAAUGAAGAGCAGAAAACACACAUAUUGUUGCGGGUGACUGAGGAGCCAGGGGAGCUUGUUAGGAUCUCUCUGAAUACACAUGGCACUCGGGUGGUCCAGAAAUUAAUCGAGACACUUAAAACAAGACAGCAAAUAUCACUUAUUAGUUCAGCUCUUGAACCUGGUUUCCUUGUACUUAUCAAGGACUUAAAUGGUAAUCAUGUUGUUCAGCGGUGCUUGCAAUGCUUUACUGCAGAAGAUAGUAAGUUCAUUUUUGUUGCUGCUGCAAAGUACUGUGUGGAUAUUGCGAUGCAUCAGCAUGGGUGUUGUGUUCUGCAGCGUUGCAUCAGUUCUUCCACAGGAGAAUUUUGAGAAAAUUUGGUUGCUGAGAUUUCAGCAAAUGGGCUCCUACUUGCUCAAGAUGCAUUCGGAAAUUAUGUGGUUCAGUUCAUUUUGGAACUUAAGAUCCCAUCUGCAACAUCCAAGUUGACAUGUCAGUUUGAGGGUAACUAUGUGAAUCUAUCCAGACAAAAGUUUAGUAGCCAUGUGAUUGAAAAGUGUCUAGUGGUAUGUAACAAUGAAACACGAUCAAAGAUCAUCCAUGAGUUGCUCUCUGCCACUUACUUUGAGCAGUUGCUUCAGGAUCCUCAUGCAAAUUAUGUUGUGCAAACAGCUCUUCGUGUUACUGAGGGGUCUCUACAUAGUUCUCUAGUUAAUGCAAUUGAAUCCUACAAGAUGAUCUCAAGGAAUACCCCUUAUUCCAAGAGGAUUUUCUCUCAUAAGGUUUUGAAGAAGUGAACUACAGUCUCCUUCAACUGUUGUUUGGAUCUGACUCCAUUUCUUAAAGGGCUCCAUGUGUGAAAACUUAGCUGUCACUCAUGCUCAGUAAGGACCAGAUAUUUUGUCAAUUUUGCUCGUAACUGUUUUUGUUCCACGAGCUUUUACUUACAGGAAGAGUGUAAAGAAAGGCAACCAUGCCUUGAAACACUUUAACAAUUGUGUUUUUGUUGUCAAGUGUACGUUCAGGCUAACUUUUAUCCACAUGCUCGUUGGAUCCUCUCUAUUUGACAACCUUACGAUGUAUAUAUAACAAAGUUAUGCAACAGAUUCAGCUAUGCGAUUCACGAGCUUUUUGAUUGCUGCAUCCUGCGUGCUAAGCAUUGGCAAAUAAUGCAUACUCCUGCUUUGCAGCGUCUGUAUAUAGACAGUUUUCUGUUGUCUAAGCUGUGCAUUUAGGUUAUCUUUGAUGAAUUCGUUGUUGUUUUGAUCAAUAAUUUACAUAAUAUGGAUCAAUCUAU
Molecule: messenger RNA, 3256 nt
Organism: Salvia splendens (bonfire salvia)
Lineage: Eukaryota; Viridiplantae; Streptophyta; Magnoliopsida; Lamiales; Lamiaceae
Exons: 5
Coding region: 480-2330 (616 amino acids)
Biological process (GO): post-transcriptional regulation of gene expression
Cellular component (GO): cytoplasm
Molecular function (GO): mRNA binding
Source: RefSeq, a predicted model, not a curated record